Molecule: messenger RNA, 587 nt
Organism: Cataglyphis hispanica
Lineage: Eukaryota; Metazoa; Arthropoda; Insecta; Hymenoptera; Formicidae
Exons: 3
Coding region: 65-457 (130 amino acids)
Source: RefSeq, a predicted model, not a curated record
ACUGCUUGGCCGAUUUUCUUGUCGUCAUUUAGCAUUGGAUACUCGCUCUCUCAUCAUCGGCAGAAUGUCAAGGAUCACAAUCCUUGCGCUUCUUGCGCUACUCGUCGCAGUUGCAGUCGCAUUGCCGACUGCUUCGCAAUCUCAAGGUCUUCAAAGAAUAAUCAGAGCAGCCACGCCGGAGCUGGUUCGUUUUAAACGUGGAUAUGGCGGAUAUGGCGGUGGAUUUGGCCGUGGAUUCGGCGGGGGUGGUUUUCACGGACGUGGUGGCUAUUACGGCAAAGGAGGAGGAUGCGGUGGAGGAUGCGGCGGAAGUACAUAUCCUGGAUACGGUGGUGGAUCCUUCGCUAACAGCGGAGCUAAUGCCGGUUCGAUAAGCACGCCAUUCGGCGGCGGUUCCUUCUCAUCCUCGUUCGCUAAUGCUGGCUCCCGUGGAUAUGGAUAUGGAUAUGGACGAUGAAAUGGACUCUAAAAAUACGAUCAAUAUCUUUGAAAGUGGAUUCACAUAAAAAAAUAUCAAUUACACUUGUACAAUUAGUGUGUGUAUAAACUUUUCUUUAUGUAAUAAAUUUAUUUAAGAAAGAAAUAAA